Molecule: messenger RNA, 954 nt
Organism: Penicillium longicatenatum
Lineage: Eukaryota; Fungi; Ascomycota; Eurotiomycetes; Eurotiales; Aspergillaceae
Product: glycoside hydrolase family 16 protein
Exons: 1
Coding region: 1-954 (317 amino acids)
Biological process (GO): carbohydrate metabolic process
Molecular function (GO): hydrolase activity, hydrolyzing O-glycosyl compounds
Source: RefSeq, a predicted model, not a curated record
AUGCCGUUCAGACAGGCGCUUCAGGGAAUUCUCGACAAGGCAGACAAGGCUUGGGAUGAAAUCAACCAUCGCGCCCCUCAGCCGGUGCCUUCCCACAACCAGCCUCCCCCACCGCCUAUUCCAACCUCUAGCAAACCACCACUAGCUUACCAGGAACAGCACUCGCAACCCCAGAUCUAUUGGCGGCCCAAUCUACAUCCCCAGGCACCGGUGUCUACCAACUUUUACCAUGAACAGGGUCAACAUGGAUGGGGCAAUAAUGAGUCGCAGAAUUAUAUCGACAGCCCUCAAAAUUCAUUCCACUCAAGCCAGGGCGACGCGGUAAUCGUGCGCGCUCUUAUCAACCACGGGCAUCCUGACCCCGCUCAGAAGUUCACCAGCGCCAGACUGUCGAGUCACCAGACUCUUGGUCGACCACGGGGCUGUCUAUCGGCCAGAAUCACUGCGCCGGUGGCCCGAGGCAUCUGGCCUGCUUUUUGGCUGCUGCCUAAAGAUCCUUUCAAGUGGCCCGAGGAUGGUGAAGUCGACAUAAUGGAAGCGUGGAAUGGCGAUGCUGUCAACCACACUUGUCUGCAUUGGGGCCACUUCAACGGCGAGGACUGGAACAAGCAUCGCGUUCUAGAAACUCCCAUCCCCAACAUUAGCUCGCCAGCCGGGGUGAGAUAUGAUUUUAUUUGGGAUGAGGACGAAACAACGGGUCAGGGGCGCUUGGUGUGGCUGAUUGACGGUAUACCCAUCAUGAGGGCCGAGAAGCCACCUGGCACGAGGAAGAUGAGUGAGUUCAGAAUUCUCAUCAAUAUCGCUGUUGGAGGAAAUGUCUGUCAGGGCAACAUGCCCAAUGAUGGAUGCUACGAGACAGUAGUCCGUGAGUUGGCCAUGUGGGAUGCGCCGCCUGGCGGUUGGAAUGAGUUUGACAGGGCUUGGAGGCAUUCGAAAGAUGGCAACACCAUGUGA